AUGGAGUCAGAGUCGUCGCGUAUAUUCGUCAGGGGCUUGCCUCCCACUAUGAAUGAAGCCGAAUUUAGAAAGCACUUUGGCAGCAAAUACGAAGUGACUGAUGCCAGACUCUUUCCUCAACGCCGAAUUGGUUAUGUCGGAUACAAAUCGCCUGAAGACGCUCAAAAGGCUGUCAAGUACUUCAACCGUACUUUCAUUCGCAUGUCCAAGAUCGGCGUUGAGCUGGCCAGGCCGAUUGGUGAGGCUCCUACAAGAAGGCAAGGUCAAUCAUCACAACACCCGUUGGCUAUGGCCAAGAUGCCCGCACACAAUGCGAAUGCCGAGCCCAUCGUAGCCAAUCUCAAAAGGAAACGUGCCACGCCCGAGCCUGAAGUGAAGGAGAAAGACCCGAAACUGAGCGAGUUUUUAAACGCCAUGCAAGCUCCAUCGAAGCUUCGCGGCACUCGUGGUGAGGAGGUCAACAUCGCUGCACAAGAGCUAGACACCAAGGUUGUGGUCCCUGAGGCCGACAGUGAUUCAGAGUAUGAGAGCGUGCCCAAGAAGCAGAAGAGCGCUACCGCUACAAGCCGACCAUCACACACUGUCGCUGCCUCACCGAGUCCCGAGCCUGCCCUUCAACCCGAGCCUGCCGCAAAGGAAGAGGAGUUCGAAGGCUUCGAAGACGAAGCCACCCAACCAAUGGACGAUGUCGAAGAGAAAGUACGAGCAAGUCAGCGUCUCUAUCUACGAAACCUAUCCUACGCCACACGAGAAGACGACUUACGGACCGCCUUUGCCGGAUUUGGCAAUCUUGAAGAGGUUCACGUACCGAUCGAUCCCAAGACUGGAUCUACGAAAGGUUUCGCAUACCUCCAUUUCGCCACUGGUGACAGUGCUCUGCAAGCCUUGCGCGAUAUGGACGGCAAAGUGUUCCAGGGUCGACUACUACAUAUUCUUCCUGCUGCUGCCAAGCGCGAGGAUAAGCUCGACGACUUUGCUCUGUCGAAGCUCCCACUCAAGAAACAGCAAGCCAUCAAGCGCAAGCGCGAGGCUGCAUCUGCAACUUUCAACUGGAACUCUCUCUACAUGAACGCCGAUGCCGUUAUGUCUUCUGUUGCUGACCGUCUCGGUGUUUCGAAGUCUGAGCUGCUUGACCCUACUUCUUCCGAUGCAGCCGUCAAGCAGGCCCACGCCGAAACUCAUGUCAUCCAGGAGACGAAGUCAUACUUCAAGGAGAAUGGUGUCGACAUGGAUGCUUUCAAGAAGCGGGAACGGGGCGACACUGCCAUCUUGGUAAAGAACUUCCCAUACGAGACCAAAGCCAGCGAGUUGAAGGAGUUGUUCGAACAACAUGGCAAGAUCAAGCGCUUCUUGAUGCCUCCUUCGGGCACUAUUGCCAUCGUCGAGUUCGAGCAUGCCCCCGAAGCUCGUGCUGCCUUUGCAUCUUUGGCUUAUCGCAAGAUACACACUUCUGUCCUUUUCCUGGAGAAAGCGCCCAAAGAGCUUUUCCAGGCAACAGCACCACUCACGGACAGCACCGACAGAGAGACCACACAGGCCGGUCUAGAUGCCAAGGCCUCUGCCAGCGAGCUUCUACAAGAGACUGGCACCGAAGUCUCAGCUGGUACUACCAGCACUCUCUUCGUGAGAAACCUCAAUUUCUCCACCACAACAGAUCGCCUAACAGACAUCUUCCGUCCGUUGUCCGGCUUCUUGACAGCAAGAGUGAAGACGAAGACAGACCCUAAGAAGCCUGGUCAAGUGCUCAGCAUGGGUUUUGGUUUCUUGGAAUUUGCAAGCAAGCAACAAGCUGCAGCUGCCAUUACAGCAAUGGAUGGCUACAGUCUUGACGGUCACAAGCUGCAACUCCGUGCUUCGCACAAGGCUACAGACGCUGCCGAAGAACGUCGCAAAGAGGAUAAGGCCAAGAAGCUCGCUGCCCGGGGAACCAAGAUCAUCAUCAAGAACUUGCCAUUCGAAGCGACCAAGAAGGACGUGCGCGCACUUUUCGCCGCAUAUGGACAGCUUCGCUCCGUCCGUGUCCCGAAGAAAUUCGAUAAAGGAGCUCGUGGUUUCGCUUUCGCUGACUUCACAACACCGAAGGAAGCAGAGAAUGCAAUGGACGCUUUGCGCGACACUCAUUUGCUUGGUCGUAGACUUGUUCUCGACUUUGCUGCCGAGGAUCCCGACGACGCUGAAGCUGAGAUCGAAGCCAUGGCAAAGAAGGCCGGCUCCCAGCUCAACAAAGUCGCCCUGCAAAAACUCACCAGCGGUGGUCGCAAGAAGUUCCGUGUGGGCGACGAUCAAGAUGGUUUGGAAGAGGCGUGA
Molecule: messenger RNA, 2307 nt
Organism: Aureobasidium pullulans EXF-150
Lineage: Eukaryota; Fungi; Ascomycota; Dothideomycetes; Dothideales; Saccotheciaceae
Exons: 4
Coding region: 1-2307 (768 amino acids)
Cellular component (GO): cytosol
Molecular function (GO): mRNA binding
Source: RefSeq, a predicted model, not a curated record